AUGUAUACCAAUCCUCAAUUUGUUACUCAAUCGACUUCGACUCAGGUUUCGGAAAUGCUCCAUAUGCAAGAUAAUGCAAGUAGCCUUACUGAGAGGAUCAAAAAUCGGAUUGACGAUACAGCGCCUUUCAAGAGAAAUGAAUUGGUACCACCCUUCAAACACGGCAAAGCAAAAAUAAUGACAGCAAUCAAUUAUCAUCUAUCUGCCUGUCUGAUCAGAAAAGUAAUGAGUACGACUAUGGAGGCCAUUUUCUGUUACCUUAACAACUCCACCGAAUUUACAAGAAAUAAUCGUACUAUUAGUACGGAAGUCUACGAAAACAGGUUUUGCCAUGGUAAAUUUGGCUGGCCUAAAAAUCGAGACAAAAAACCAAAUGUGCUAUUUGUUACUGUCCGCCAUCCCAUUCAAAGGUUUGUCAGUGGAUAUGUCGAAAAAUGUAUGAGAAAAGUUCGCGUGAUGAGGACAAUUUGCUUUGGUUGCAAAGAUGAUCUCCAAUGCUUCAUUAAAAAUUUGUACACUGCUCUCAAAGAAGUUUACGCAGGAUUGGAUGAUAAGUAUGAGUCUCACAAGAUAACGCUAAGCCAUUUCUCACCACAGAGUUGGAAUUGUCUCUUUUACGACCAUUUUGAUGACUAUAUCAUGCUCCACCAAGGCGAAAAUGCAGAAUCCAUUGCGGCCUAUGCGUCUGAACUUGACAAAGUUUUCAAAAGCGUUGAUGUUCCCAGUGAUAGAAGAAAAGAGAUCUGUUCGCAAUUACUCGGUAAGCGAAUGUUUGCAAUAAAUAACUUGGCUGUAGAAUAA
Molecule: messenger RNA, 801 nt
Organism: Cylicocyclus nassatus
Lineage: Eukaryota; Metazoa; Nematoda; Chromadorea; Rhabditida; Strongylidae
Source: the annotation of a GenBank genome assembly